This is a messenger RNA of Sphenostylis stenocarpa, 1290 nucleotides long. NCBI's taxonomy places the organism in Eukaryota, Viridiplantae, Streptophyta, Magnoliopsida, Fabales, Fabaceae. The record is from the annotation of a GenBank genome assembly.
AUGGCUUCGAGCUUGGUUUUCCGAGGGCACGAGGUUCAACCAGUGAACGACGGGUAUUCCCCGAAGCCGCAAAAGCCAUGGCUCUCCCUCCGCUACAUCCUCCGCGAGCAGCGACUCCAUUUUCUCCUCCUCGGCGUUCUCCUCGCCUCCCUCUUCUUCCUCCUCCUCCCUUCCUCUUCUCCUCCCAUCCAGGCCCACGACCCGUUCCCCGCCUCUUUAACGCCCACCAUCAACACCCGAAGCUAUGACGUGGCGGUGCAUUCCGUGGGGAAGAUUCCCCUAGGGAUUAAGCGGAAGGGGCUCCGGAUCGUGGUGACGGGCGGGGCCGGAUUCGUCGGGUCGCACUUAGUGGAUCGGUUGAUUGCCCGAGGAGACAGCGUGAUUGUGGUUGACAAUUUCUUCACUGGAAGGAAAGAAAACGUGAUGCACCAUUUCGGGAACCCCAAUUUUGAACUUAUCCGACACGACGUCGUUGAGCCUCUCCUCUUGGAAGUCGACCAGAUCUACCAUCUCGCUUGCCCCGCCUCCCCUGUCCAUUACAAGUUCAAUCCGUAUUUUAAUGGAAUUGGAAUCCUUAAUUGGGGUAGUUUGGUUCACAAGACCAACGUGGUGGGCACGUUGAACAUGCUGGGGCUAGCUAAAAGGGUUGGCGCGAGGUUCUUGUUAACCAGUACCAGCGAGGUUUAUGGAGAUCCUCUGCAGCACCCUCAGAAGGAGACUUACUGGGGCAACGUCAAUCCCAUCGGUGUUCGAAGCUGCUACGACGAGGGAAAGCGUACGGCUGAAACGUUGACCAUGGAUUACCACAGAGGGGCUGGAGUUGAGGUGCGAAUAGCUAGGAUUUUCAACACCUACGGGCCCCGAAUGUGCUUAGACGAUGGUCGCGUUGUUAGUAACUUCGUUGCUCAGGCACUGAGGAAGGAGGCUUUGACCGUUUAUGGGGAUGGGAAGCAAACUCGAAGUUUCCAAUACGUUUCUGAUUUGGUGGAGGGGCUGAUGCGCCUUAUGGAAGGAGAACAUGUGGGACCUUUCAAUCUUGGAAAUCCCGGUGAAUUCACCAUGCUUGAACUUGCCAAGGUGGUCCAAGAAACAAUAGAUCCAGAGGCUAAGAUAGAGUACAGGCCGAACACAGAGGAUGACCCACACAAGAGAAAGCCUGAUAUUAGUAGGGCCAAGGAGUUACUGGGCUGGGAACCCAAGGUGGACCUACGCAAGGGACUCCCUCUAAUGGUUUCUGACUUCCGACUACGCAUUUUUGGGGACCAAAAGGACGGAGCAACCUCUACCUAA